Messenger RNA from Mus musculus (house mouse), 1278 nucleotides. RefSeq names its product transmembrane protein 120A (gene Tmem120a). The coding region runs from base 45 to 1076 and encodes 343 amino acids. Gene Ontology annotation, molecular function: coenzyme A binding. Gene Ontology annotation, cellular component: membrane; nuclear envelope; endoplasmic reticulum. The record is from RefSeq and is marked provisional. The transcript is spliced from 12 exons. Lineage: Eukaryota; Metazoa; Chordata; Mammalia; Rodentia; Muridae. Gene Ontology annotation, biological process: fat cell differentiation; antiviral innate immune response; protein homooligomerization.
CUCCCCACUCGCGGCUCUCCGCGGCCAGUGGCGUGGACAAAGACAUGCAGUCCCCGCCCCCGGACCCGCUGGGCGACUGCCUGCGCAACUGGGAGGAUCUGCAGCAGGACUUCCAAGGUAUCCAGGAAACACAUCGCCUGUAUCGCCUCAAGCUAGAGGAGCUGACCAAACUCCAGGCCAACUGUACAAACUCCAUCACACGGCAGAAGAAGCGGCUCCAGGAGCUGGCCUUGGUGCUGAAAAAAUGCAGACCCUCUCUCCCAUCCGAGUCCAUGGAGGCUGCACAGGAGCUGGAAAACCAGAUGAAAGAGCGCCAAGGCCUCUUCUUCGACAUGGAAGCCUAUCUGCCUAAGAAGAACGGGUUGUACCUGAGUCUGGUUCUGGGGAAUGUCAACGUGACACUUCUGAGCAAGCAGGCUAAGUUCGCUUACAAAGACGAGUACGAGAAAUUCAAGCUCUACCUCACCAUCAUCCUCAUCGUCAUCUCCUUCACCUGCCGCUUCCUGCUCAACUCCAGGGUGACGGACGCAGCCUUCAACUUCCUGCUGGUCUGGUAUUAUUGCACGCUGACCAUCCGGGAGAGCAUCCUCAUCAACAAUGGUUCCAGGAUCAAAGGCUGGUGGGUUUUCCAUCAUUAUGUGUCCACAUUCCUGUCAGGAGUCAUGCUGACCUGGCCAGAUGGACUCAUGUACCAGAAGUUCCGGAACCAGUUCCUGUCUUUCUCCAUGUACCAGAGCUUUGUGCAAUUCCUGCAGUAUUACUAUCAGAGCGGGUGCCUGUACCGCCUGCGAGCCCUGGGCGAGCGCCAUACGAUGGAUCUCACCGUAGAGGGCUUUCAGUCUUGGAUGUGGAGAGGCCUCACCUUCCUGCUUCCGUUCCUCUUCUUUGGACACUUCUGGCAACUCUUCAAUGCGCUGACAUUGUUUAACUUGGCCCGGGACCCGGAGUGCAAGGAGUGGCAGGUGCUCAUGUGCGGCUUCCCCUUCCUCCUCCUCUUCCUCGGCAAUUUCUUCACCACCCUGCGAGUGGUGCAUCAGAAGUUCCACAGCCAGCAGCACGGGAACAAGAAGGACUGAGCUAGAUCUGAUGCCAGCCCCAAAGGGGCUUUUUGACCUGUGUGCCAGGUGGGGCAGCAGGUUGGGGUUACCCCUUGUGUAGGGGGUUCCCUUCUGUGCCCCCUGAGCUUUGUGGGCUCUGUGGGCCCUGAGGAAGGCCUGGGCCUGGAGCCCAGCUUGCAGGAUUCGGGCUCUAGGCCUCAAUAAAGGAAGAGAGGCAUGG